Pelobates fuscus (common spadefoot toad) is the source of this 3732-nucleotide messenger RNA. RefSeq names its product cap methyltransferase 1 (gene CMTR1). Gene Ontology annotation, cellular component: nucleus; cytoplasm. The transcript is spliced from 24 exons. NCBI's taxonomy places the organism in Eukaryota, Metazoa, Chordata, Amphibia, Anura, Pelobatidae. The record is from RefSeq and is a predicted model, not a curated record. Gene Ontology annotation, biological process: 7-methylguanosine mRNA capping. Gene Ontology annotation, molecular function: nucleic acid binding; methyltransferase cap1 activity; protein binding. Bases 75 to 2720 code for a protein of 881 amino acids.
CGAUGUGACGUCACUCCGUUUCCGCCAUGUGACGACCUGUUGGCUCCGCCCACCAUGCCCCGCCCACUGCCAAGAUGGCGGCGGCCGGAGCGAGGGUUUCCUGGAUCAAGGAGGAUCCUGAGAGCAGCAAAGCCGGGCCCCCAGGGGCCAACCUGGACAGAGGGGGAGUGAAAAUGAAGAGGAGAGCAGACACCGAGCUGCCAAGCAGCAUUCAAAGCAAACAGAAUAAACGCUUCGAAGAACUGGGGCUUAAUCUGAGUUCUACGUCAGACGAUGAGACCCAGUAUAGCAACCAUGGUACUCAAGAGUCUUCUACGAGUGGCACAGGCUCCGACAGCGAGUGCGAUGAGAGGAGACCUGUCUUUGGAUCGCAGAAGAAAGACAGCACCUCUGAGCUCCUCGGAGCUGGUACAUCCACCAACUACGCCAUGUAUAACAGUGUCUCCCAGAAACUCAUGGCCAAGAUGGGUUUCCGUGAGGGUGAAGGUCUCGGAAAAUUUGGCCAGGGUCGGAAGGAAAUAGUGGAAACAUCGAACCAGAGGGGACGCAGAGGCCUGGGUCUAGUCAUAAAAGGCUUUGAGAAAGAGCUCAAUGUGAACUGGAAGGAUGAACCCGAGCCUACAGCGUAUGAGGAAGUUGACUGGUUUCCAGAGUGCAGCACUGAAAUCCCUGAUGAUGACGAGCUGUCUGAUUGGAUGACAGUGGGAAAGAGGAAGAUGAUUCUAGACGAUGAGACUGUGUUCUGCAAAGAGAAUCUGCUUCGUAGCCUCCUGGAAUGCAAGAGUGCGUUUGACGAGCUUGAAGGUGAGGAGAUGAGAAGAGCGAGAACGCGCUCCAAUCCAUAUGAGAUGAUUCGAGGUGUCUUCUUUCUGAAUCGGGCUGCAAUGAAGAUGGCAAAUAUUGACCAUGUGUUUGACUACAUGUUUACAAACCCAAAGGACACUCAAGGGAAGUCUAAGCUGAAGGAUAGAGACUCUGAGUUACUUUACUUUGCGGACGUUUGUGCUGGACCCGGAGGUUUCUCAGAGUACGUGUUAUGGAGGAAGAAGUGGCAUGCCAAGGGAUUUGGGAUGACCCUAAAGGGCCCAAAUGACUUCAAACUGGAGGAUUUCUAUUCUGCAUCCAGUGAACUUUUUGAACCUUAUUAUGGUGAAGGCGGUGUGGACGGUGAUGGAGAUGUCACUCGUCCUGAGAACAUCACAGCCUUUCGCAACUUUAUUCUUGACAACACGGAUUGCAAAGGGGUGCACUUCAUGAUGGCUGAUGGGGGUUUCUCUGUGGAGGGUCAGGAGAACAUACAGGAGAUUCUCAGCAAGCAGUUGACUCUGUGCCAGUUCCUGGUGGGACUAUCCGUGGUUCGGACAGGGGGACAUUUCAUCUGCAAGACCUUUGACCUGUUCACCCCAUUUAGUGUGGGCCUGAUCUACCUAAUGUAUUGCUGUUUUGAACGAAUCUGCCUCUUCAAACCAGUGACUAGCCGACCUGCCAACUCAGAGAGGUAUAUUGUGUGCCGCGGACUGAAGGAGGGAAUAGAAGAUGUCCGCAAUUACCUAUUUACUGUGAACCUCCGUCUGAACCAACUGCGACACAGGGGCACAGAGGAGGAUGUUAAUUUGGUGGUACCGCUGGUGGUGCUGAGGGGUGAUAGGCAGUUCUUUGAUUACAUGGUCCGAUCUAAUGAAAGGUAUUGUGAGAAUCAGAUAAAGGCUCUGGCUAAAAUCCAUGCGUUUGUUCAAACCUCGACACUGAAUGAACCUCGUCAAGCAGAUAUACGGAAGGAGUGUCUGAAGCUGUGGGGGAUCCCUGACCAGGCCAGAGUGGCCCCAAUGAACACAGAUCCCAAGACCAAGUUCUUUCAGCUCAUCCAGAGCCGGGACAUUGAUGUUUUCAGUUACAAACCGAUACCACUCACUGCAAAGACACUGGAGAAGCUGAGUCAUGUUCUGGAUUACCGGUGUAUGGUAUCUGGGAAUGAACCAACGUUCCUUCUUGGCUUAGGGAGGUCUCAGAUCUACACAUGGGGCGGGCGACCCUCAGAUCGAUGGACUAAAUUAGAUCUAAAAACUGAGCUACCUCGAGACACCCUCCUGUCUGUAGAGAUAGUACAUGAGCUGAAAGGGGAGGGAAAAGCCCAGCGAAAGAUCAGCGCAAUCCACAUUCUUGAUGCUCUCUUCCUAAAUGGGAUGGACGUCCGACCACAGCAUUUUAACCAGAGGAUACAACUGGCAGAGAAAUUUGUGAAAGCGGUUUCCAAACCGAGCCGUCCGGACAUGAACCCCAUAAGGGUGAAGGAAGUUUACCGACUCGAGGAAAUUCAAAAGAUAUUUUUGAGGUUGGAAAUGAAAGUUAUUAAGAGUUCCGGGGGGGUACCGCGGCUGUCCUACACUGGAAGAGAUGAUCGCCAUUUUGUUCCUUACGGACUCUACAUUGUGAAAACUGUAAACGAUCCAUGGACAAUGGCUUUCAGCAAGAGUCACAACCGGAAAUAUUUCUACAACCUAAAGACUCAGAAGUCCAUGUACGAAGUCCCAGUGGAAUCUAUCGCACCAUUUCAUGUCUGCUAUUUCGAGCGUCUCUUCUGGGACUGGAUGGGUGGAGUGCAAAUUCAUGAAUCUCAGAUGCAGGAUCCAAAUACAGACAAGCUCUCCAAAGAAACCGUCCUCAAUUUCAUUCAGAUGCAUCAGCCCUGUUCCCCCUUGGGCGUGCGAGAAGAAAGGUAGUGCAGUCUUUGGGUGGAAUUAGCGACUGGUUGCUGGUUUACCUGCAACACGGAACCUCUUCAUUACAGUCAGUUGUUCCAAGACUCUGAACGCCACAUGUGCUUCUUAAAGAGAUUGUUUAUCUCAAGUCUGACCGAGACACCAUCAUAGAGCUGGAAUAAAGGAACUGCAGAGUUUACACUCCUGAUUAGAGGGACCUGCAUUGCACAGCAGAGAAGAUGAACUCAUUGUUUAAAAUGCCAGCGUUUCUCCUUAGCUCUGUCUUAUGUACAAAUAACUAUUUUUGUUGGUUUGUAGGAGGAGAAAGAGAUUCUUGAUUUGUUUUUACAUGUGUUAAAAAAGGCAUUACAACUCCACCAUUCUACAAGCGAUACUAAAGAUUUACGGGAUUAUUCAUUGGAGCAGAUCAGAAUAUAGAGCUAAAACAGAUAUCAAAUAUUGUCUGGGAAGGUAUUCACUAAGCUGUCACUGCACUCUUCCUAAAAGCAGACUUUUUCCUUCUCCCAAGAAAAAGCUAGACAUUAUUGCAGACAGACUGAUUCGGUACUGGAUUUUAAACAACAAAUAGGAAUGAGCAAUAAGCCUGUCACAGUGUAGUCUGGCACAAAAGUAAAACAAUUCUACCAGUUCUUACAUGACUAUGUUCGAGAAGGGAGCUAGGUAUAUUUUUCAGGGACAGAUGCAAGGUUUGCUAGAAUAAUUCUUAUAGGUGUGAAGGCAGAAUCCUUCCGUCACACGUGGGCAAUCAGAAGCGUACGUUGGUUUCUGUUUACCUGUAACCCCAGGGUUUCUGAUCAAGUUAAGGGAAGUUGGAGCCUUGUGUACAACAUACCACUGCAGCGGGAGAUUGAGCUUAAUGCAGACUUGUACCUGCCCGUAUGCGCUCUGUAUGUGCCUGAUCUUUCUGCACUGUAUUUGGUUUUUGUUUUGCAUGGCUUGUGAUUACAGCCUGGGACUUGUACCCACAUUAUUAGAGGUGCACAUUUAUAAAGAUGGCAAUAAAAAAAACAAA